UUUCAUUCUAUCCCGAUCAUCUUAUUACUUCCAUUCGAUUGCGUUACUCUGCGAAACGGUGUUGAACAUACUCUCACGGAAUUCAACGAAACGCAAAACAUUUUCUCCAUUUUUAUUUAUUGUGUUUAUUUAUUUAUUUUUGUUCUUGCUCACGUACAUCAUCAAUACACUUAUCAACGAGUCGAGUUCUAUUUAUGGUAGAAAAUAUACGACUGAGCCUAAAGCUCAGCAACAAAGCAAAUUAUCGAUAAAUCCGCUGCUAUUCAAACAGACCACACGCACAACAUACACUUCGGAAGCUUUGUAUACGCAGAUAGCGAAAAAAAAUAGCUUGUUGCUUCAAAAGUGAACCUUUUCAAUCGAAUUUUCCCAUCGAAUCGUUCAAUCAGUCUGGAAAAGAAAAGAGUACGCUCAAAAUGGAGGUGAAAACAGGAAAAAAAGCAAAAUUUGACUUGGAUGUGAAUCCAAUUGAAACGGAUGCUCACCUACGUAUACGAGCAAUGAGCUUGGAUUUAUCUAGCCCGAACCAUAUACCACUGAAUGUGCGAAUCGCUGAAUUUUGUGAAGACCCACAAAACAUGGACGAAAUGACAUCAUUCGUCGAUGAGAUUCUGAAGAAAGCUCAAAUCGAAGCUGAUGCUCGGCUCGAAGAAAAUAAUAAGACUGAGAUGAAGAAAAAUGGAAAAGCUCUGUCAUUGAUCAAUGGUUUCAAACGAGGUCGAAUGGUCACACGUGCUCAAACUGUAAUCGUACGAAUGUUCGAAGCAAUCUGCAAUUGCACAACUCAAACAGCCGCCACAUUACCCGGUCGAGUAACGAAUCGAUCACAAUCAGUCAGCAAGUAAAGCAAAACAAAACACUUUCAAAAUCAAUUUGAAGCAUUUUAUUCUGCUGUAGACCAAAAGAACCAAAGCGAAUAAACCAACAACUGCUAAACAAAAACCAAUAUACACACUUCCCAAAGAAUAAAUAGCAAGAAAAAAUGAUGUUACGCGCUACGCGCAACAAACAAAAUAAUGUAUCGAUUUUAAUGUUCACAAAAGUCUAUGUUUUGGUAUACUUUGUUCGCGCUCGUGGCCAAUUUAAUCACGAGUUAAAACUAACAGUUUUAGUCAAACAAAAUAACUUAAUGAUAGUGUAAUUUAAUCGAUGUUUUACAAUUCUAUUUGUA
This is a messenger RNA of Contarinia nasturtii (swede midge), 1171 nucleotides long. RefSeq lists its product as uncharacterized. The coding region runs from base 417 to 845 and encodes 142 amino acids. The transcript has 4 exons. Lineage: Eukaryota; Metazoa; Arthropoda; Insecta; Diptera; Cecidomyiidae. The record is from RefSeq and is a predicted model, not a curated record.